Messenger RNA from Dipodomys ordii (Ord's kangaroo rat), 2502 nucleotides. RefSeq names its product cut-like homeobox 2 (gene Cux2). The transcript is spliced from 19 exons. Gene Ontology annotation, molecular function: DNA binding. The record is from RefSeq and is a predicted model, not a curated record. NCBI's taxonomy places the organism in Eukaryota, Metazoa, Chordata, Mammalia, Rodentia, Heteromyidae. Bases 13 to 2502 code for a protein of 829 amino acids.
GAAAUCAGAGAGAUGGUGGCUCCUGUGUUAAAAAGCUUCCAAGCCGAGGUGGUGGCUCUCAGUAAGAGGAGUCAGGAGGCGGAGGCGGCUUUUCUGAGUGUUUACAAGCAGUUAAUUGAAGCGCCAGACCCUGUGUCCAGGUUUGAGGUGGGGCGCAGCCUGGACAACAGACCGCAGCCCCCCAGCUGGGACCCCAGCAGCCAGGCCCGGCAAGACCCCCCCUCCCCGUGGAAGAGGCACCCGGAGCACCGCGGGCCCAAAGAGCAGAGGGACGGGCUGUGUCCCCCGGGACCCAUCCUGACUGAGGGCAGCUGCGUCCCCGGACCCCCCGGGAAAGCCCACCUGACAGACGCCUUGCUGCACCGGAAUGAGGCAGAGAAACAGAAGGGCCUUCAGGACGUCCAGCUCACCCUGGCAGCCAGACUGGGGGAGGCCGAGGAGAAAAUCAAGGUGUUACAUUCAGCGCUGAAGGCUACGCAGACGGAGCUGAUAGAGCUGCGCCGAAAGUACGAUGAGGAGGCGGCCUCCAAGGCAGAUGAAGUCGGCCUGAUUAUGACAAACCUGGAGAAGGCCAACCAGAGAGCCGAGGCCGCCCAGCGGGAGGUGGAGAGUCUCCGGGAACAGCUGGCCUCCGUCAACAGCUCCAUCCGCCUGGCCUGCUGCUCCCCGCAGGGGCCCAGUGGGGACAAGGUGAGCUUCGCCCUGUGCUCAGGACCUCGGCUGGAGGCUGCGCUGGCCUCCAAGGACCGCGAGAUCCUGCGGCUGCUGCGGGACGCGCAGCACCUGCGGCACUCCCUGCGAGAGCUGGAGGAGGCCUCGGCCAACCAGAUCGCCGACCUGGAGCGCCAGCUGGCGGCCAAGACAGAGGCCAUCGAGAAACUGGAAGGAAAGCUCCGCGCCCAGUCUGAUUAUGAAGAAAUUAAGACGGAGCUGAGCAUCCUCAAAGCCAUGAAACUGGCCUCCAGCUCCUGCAGCCUUCCACAGGGCCUGGCCAAGGCUGAGGACUCCAUGCUCAUAGCCAGGGAGACCUUCUUCCCCGCACCCAAGUUCCUGCUAGACAAGCCGGUGCUCCUGGCCAGCCCUGAGGAGGAUCCCUCUGAAGACGACUCCAUCAAGUGCUCGCUGGGCACGGAGGCCCCGUACCCCCCGCUCCCCCCGCCACAGGAGCUGCCCCCUCCACCAGGCCCCGAGGACCCCCUGUCACCCAGCCCCGGGCAGCCCCUGCUGGGCCCCGACGGUGCACGGACUUUCUCGCUGUCUCCCUUCCCCGGUCUGGCGUCAGGGGACCCGCUGCUGCCCAAGCCCGUCCCCUCCCCGGCCGCCUUCAAGGGGGAGGCUGGCGGCCUGCUGGUGUUCCCCACAGCCUUCUACAGCGCCAAGCCCCCCCCGGCCCCCGCCACCCCGGUGCCUGGGCCGGAGCCCCCUGGAGCCCCCGAGCCGGCCGACGGAGCCGGGCCUGCGGCGGAGGAGGAGCAGCUGGACACGGCGGACAUCGCCUUCCAGGUGAAGGAGCAGCUGCUCAAGCACAACAUCGGGCAGCGCGUGUUCGGCCAUUACGUGCUGGGCCUGUCCCAGGGCUCGGUGAGCGAGAUCCUGGCCAGGCCCAAGCCCUGGCGCAAGCUCACAGUGAAGGGCAAGGAGCCCUUCCUCAAGAUGAAGCACUUCCUGUCCAACGAGCAGAACGUGCUGGCCCUCAGGACCGUCCAGGUGCGGCAGCGAGGCAGCAUCACUCCAAGAAUCCGCACGCCGGAGACAGGCUCGGACGAUGCCAUCAAGAGCAUUCUGGAACAGGCCAAGAAGGAGAUUGAGUCUCAGAAAGGGGUCCCGCCCUUCGCGCCGCGCGCGCUGCGCCCCACGGUGCCGCCGCUGACGCCCGAGCAGUACGAGCUGUACAUGUACCGCGAGGUGGACACGCCCGGCCUCACGCGCAGGGUCAAGGAGAAGCUGGCCAAGAACGGCAUCUGCCAGCGGGUCUUCGGGGAGAAGGUGCUGGGCCUGUCGCAGGGCAGCGUGAGCGACAUGCUGUCCCGGCCAAAGCCUUGGAGCAAGCUGACGCAGAAGGGCCGGGAGCCGUUCAUCCGCAUGCAGCUGUGGCUGUCAGACCAGCUGGGCCAGGCCGGGGCUCAGCCGCCCAGCGCCGCCCAGGCCAGUCCCCUGGAGCUAAGGUCUUCACCAUCACCACCCCCAAGCCCCACGGGGCCGGAGAAGAGCUCCCCGGAGCCCCUGAGCCUCUCUCUGGAGAGCAGCAAGGAAAACCAGCAGCCUGAGGCGCGCCCGGGCACCACACCCACCGGGAAAACAUACUCCGGCCAGGCCGUAGGGGGCAUCCAGGAAAUUGUGGCCAUGUCCCCCGAGCUGGACACAUACUCCAUCACCAAGAGGGUCAAGGAGGUGCUGACAGACAACAACCUAGGGUUCAGCUGUGUGACCCUGGCAAACACCCCACCCCCUCUGGAUGCCAUCACCUGCAGUCCUGCCGAGUCUGGGGUCCGCACCCGCUAG